This is a messenger RNA of Lathyrus oleraceus (garden pea), 2283 nucleotides long. RefSeq lists its product as uncharacterized. The transcript is spliced from 9 exons. Gene Ontology annotation, molecular function: RNA binding. Gene Ontology annotation, biological process: mRNA splicing, via spliceosome. NCBI's taxonomy places the organism in Eukaryota, Viridiplantae, Streptophyta, Magnoliopsida, Fabales, Fabaceae. The coding region runs from base 248 to 1918 and encodes 556 amino acids. The record is from RefSeq and is a predicted model, not a curated record. Gene Ontology annotation, cellular component: U2-type spliceosomal complex; RES complex.
AACAAUGCAAAAAAAAGUUCUAAACAAAACACGAUAGUCUUUCUUCUCCAUCUCUCUUGCCGGCGUCCUUUCACUUACGACCGCAUCAAUAUCGCCGCCAUCCUCCGCUUUCGGCCGCACCAACCUCGCCGUCUUACUUCGAUUCAGGGGCCUCACUAAUCUCGCCGUCGUACUUUGAUCCCGGCAUCGCACCAAUCUUUUGGUGAGUACUAAGGUUGAAGUGUAGUAGAUAUUGGUGGCUUAAACAAUGGGAUCUAACUCAUUGAAGGAUUAUCUAAAGCGAUAUGAGAGUAACCCUGAAGAAGACAAGAAAAAGAAGAAGAGAAAGAAGAAAACUCUACCGCAAGCAACUGGCUUGUUAGUUGUAGAUGAAGAUCCAGCUUGGCAGAAACCCAUAGAUCUGGCAGAAGAAAACGAUGACAACUUGUCAGAUGGGGAGAAGCCAAUAGUUGAUGAAGACAUUGAAGUAAAGCGUAUGAAGAGGCUUGAGCAGCUGAAGGCCAGACGAUCUUAUCAUGAUAUAUCUGAGGAUGGAAGUGGUUGGAUUCCCCUUUCUUCUAAAUCUGAGAAUCUUAGUGACUCUAAUAGAAUGGAUGCUGAUUUAUCCCCUUCGCGCCGGCAGUUGAAGCGCAAUGACACUCCAUCACCUGAACGUGACUCACAGCCUGCACGUUCUGAGGGACCAAGCCCUGAUUUAUCUCCUCCUCGUAAACAAAGGGAUAGUGACAUGCCACCUCCUCGACGGAAACCGAACCCUGAUUUAUCUCCUCCUCGUAAACAAAGAGAUAGUGACAUGUCACCUCCUCGACGGAAACCAAACCCUGAUUUAUCUCCUCCUCGUAAACAAAGGGAUAGUGACAUGUCACCUCCUCGACGGAAACCGAACCCUGAUUUAUCUCCUCCUCGUAAACAAAGGGAUAGUGACAUGUCACCUCCUCGACGAAAACAUGUUUCUAAUCCGAGUCCAGAUAUUUCCCCCCCUCGCCGUGGUAGUCAUCAAACAUUUGUAUACAAUGGGAGAAAAAAACAUGACACUUCUGAUUUGGAUGAUCUUUCUCCACCUAGACGAGGUCGACAUGAUUCUCCCUCUCAAGAUACUUUACAUGGAUCAGUGUCAUCUGAUCUUUCACCGCCGAGGAAACGCCAACAUAGUGGUGCAAGAUCAAAUUUAUCUGAUGUUUCUCACCGUGGUUCACAUCCAUCUUUGGAUCGUGACCUCUCUCCACCAAGGAAGAAUCCAAAGGAGCUUUCCAUUCCAGCAUCUGUUAAUGAAAGAAAAACUGGUUUGAUUUCUGGUAAAGAUAUCAGAAAAGAGAUUGACAGAAAGAAGAAGGAUGAUUUGUUGAGACUUAAACAGAUGGACCCUGUCAUCAGUGGGCGUGGUGCUGAACCUGUAUUUCGUGAUAACAAAGGAGUACGCAUUACCAAAGAGGAAUACUUAAAGUCAAAACAGAAAGUAGAAGAAAAGCCCAAGGAGAUUGAAAUAGAAUGGGGAAAGGGGUUGGCUCAAAAGCGGGAAGCUGAGGCUAAGCAAAAGGAACUAGAAGUUGAGAAGGAAAAGCCUUUUGCGCGGACCAGAGAUGAUCCUGAGCUUGACAAAUCGUUGAAGGAGAGGAUAAGAUGGGGUGACCCUAUGGCACAUCUAGUUAAGAAGAAAUAUCCAGAGGCUGUUCUGCCGAACUUGGGGGAUAGUGAUAAAAUGAAGGCAUCUGGUUUUGUUGUCCCUCAAGAUAUUCCAGAUCACAGCUGGUUGAAGAGGGGUUUAGAUGCUGCUCCAAAUCGGUAUGGGAUAAGGCCGGGACGUCAUUGGGAUGGUGUUGAUCGUAGUAAUGGGUUUGAGAAGGGAAUGUUCAAGAGAACAAAUGAGAGACAAGCUAAAGACAAAGAGGCUUAUCUUUGGUCUGUGUCUGAUAUGUGAAAACUAACAUUAUAACCCAAAAAUGACACAAAUGGUGGUUGAUGAUAUGCAAAUCUCCCCAAGUAUUUAAGGAACAACAUUUGGCAGGGGCAUGUUUGUAAAAUUGCAAUGACGUGGACUUGAAGGUUUUUGUUGAAUAUGGCCAAAGAUUGUGCAAUGGGAAAGGCUCUUGGUUCCAUCACUCUAGAACUAGAUAAAUUAUAAGCCAUAAUUCAUCUUCAGUGUAUGAUUGAUUAGUCUUAUUCAAAUUCUGCAGAAAAAUGAGGAUAAAUUUUGUCAGAGAGAAAGUGAAUAUAUUGGAUGGGCCAAACUUAUUUGUGAUAUUGACAUGUUUUUUAAAGUAAAUUUGACUAGUUUAAUUGUUA